GUACACUCUUUUUGUUUCUUGUUUCGAGUCGAGUACGCGAAUUUCCUCCGUUUCUUGGUUCGGAUGUUCCAAUCGAAUGGGAAAAAUGAAGAAAUUCACCAACUGUAAGUUGGUCAGUUGUAUAAUUAUGAUAUCCGAUAACUGGUUUAUGAAAUUAUCGUGAAUUCUAGUGUAAGUGCAGUUAUCGUGUGAUUUUCAAAUUAACUCUAUUAAAUUAGCUAGUUUUGUGUACAAAUUGUUCGUGAUAUAUGUGAUCAUUGAAACUUGGUAGAAGAGCGUUACUUUCAACUAUUGUAUGUGAUUCCCUCCAAAAGUACGUGCACCGCGCCAUUACUCUGCACAAUGCCUUUGCUGAAUAAGAAGCGUUUUCGGAGGAAUCCAAUACCUGAAGGAUUGAAAGAUACCGACAAAGUAUUUUAUUGCGAAGUUACAAACGAGAUAUUCGACAACUAUCCGGAUUUCGCCGAACGUAUAAUUUUAUGCAAUUCGUUAGUAUGGUCCUGCGAGGAAACAGGUCGUUCAGGAUUAACCUUUAUGGAAGCGAUGGAAUCGGAAAAAAAUGCUAAAAAAUUGCUCAGCGAUUUUCCUCUCGAACUGAGAAAACCCAUUUUAUUUUUGGUAACGUUGACCGCUAGAUCAGCUUUGAACGAUUUAACCGAAGACAUAUUUAAUUACGUUAGAGACAGAUACUUCGUCGGUGAAAUCGUCGACGUUAAUUUGAUCGGUGAUCACUGGGUUGCCUGUCGUGUUUUACAAGUUAACUAUCCCACUCAGAAAGAAUUAGCUGAAAUGAAAAACGGAGCAAAAUCACACGACAAAUUCAAACCACCCGGUUGGAUAUUCCAAUACAAAGUUGAAUUAGUCGAUAAAUCAGACGACGAUGGAAUAUUCCACGUAAACGGGGUGAAACUUCGCCGCAAAAAAUCCACGUACACGAAAGAACGAAAUCACUUAUUCGUCAAACACUUCGUAUUCAAAGUAGAUGGUAUCUGGAAAUUAAAAUCGAACGCGUACAAACGUUACGAAAUAGGCAAAAUCAAAUUCGAAAAUAUAUUCGCCGGUUCGCCGCCAAAAUUCUCGACGAACGACUCUCCGAAAAAACAAUCUAAGAAAUCGUCGCAAUCGACGCCGGUCAAAUCACCGACCAAAAAUGGUUCGGUAAACAAAGUAAAGAAACAAGAAUCUAUCGACAAAUAUCUCAAACCGAAGGUGGAAAAAGAUCAAAAGUCGCCGGUCAAGAAACGUGACAAUUCUGGCGUCAAGGCAGACAAAUCUAGUAAAGUAAACGGUAAAAAAUCCGUCGAUAAAAGAAAAAGUACCGAAGAAAUAAUCGAACGAGAAUUGCAAGAGAAACGUCGUAAGAUGAUGGAACAUCAGCAGCAAAUUAUCGAACGUAAACAGCAAAAGCAGUUAGAGUUACAACGUAAAAAAGACGAGAAAAAGAAAUUGGAAGAUUUCAUGAAAGAAUGGAAUAAAACGCGAGAGGAUCUCGAACUAGAAGAUCUGAAAGAACUUCCGGUUCCUGUACCGAUCGAGUUAGAUACACCGAACGAGCAUUUCGGACAGAUCGCUAUGUUGUACGAAUUUUUCCAAGUUUUCUCCGAACAAUUGGCAGUCAAGACGUUUUUCCCAGCUGGUAUUAGUUUAGAAAUAUUAGACCGAGCAGUAUCUAAAAAUGAAAUCACCGGACCGUUGAACGAUCUCCUGCAGCUUUUACUCUCGGCUGUAUUUAAAUUACAAGAAGACGAAGAAGAUGAAAUAGGUGAAGCGUACGAAUCGACGGCGUUGACCGAGUACGAAAACUUAGACAGCGAUAAAAAAGACCUAAGUAUAGUGGCUACAAACUGGCCUCACGCUUUCCAAGGCGUACCUCUUAAGCAACUCACUUUAGACGCGACUACCGUCACCGAAGUGCUUCGAUUACACUUGUUAUCGUCCGGAUGUCGUGUCAGUGAGGCUUGUACUCGUUGGCGAAAUCAAGAAAAAGGCGGUUUCAGCAGUUGCGACGAUCCAGCCGUCGCUUUCCGUACCGAUCAUCGUGAAAUCAUCGAAACAUUGAGUGAAAAACACAUAGCAGCGUUACCGGUCGGUGAUAAAAUACUCGUUUUAGAAUGUCUAAUCAAUCAGCUAUCUAUGUUCGCGGUGAUUCGCGACGUCGUACAUGAAAACGUCGAAAGCAAUCGUCUGAAAAAAGCAGAACUUCGAACGGCGCUGGCGGCUGAAAUCCGACGCGAAAAAGAUCUCGCUUUGCAAAAGAAGAAAAAACCUGCGGAGAAAACUGAUCCUGCGGCUAAGCCCGAAGAAGACCCUGCUGCUGCUGCUGCAGCUCCACCACCGCCACCUCCUGCUGCUCCUGCCGCUCCUGAACUGAGUAAAGAAAAACUUGAGAAAUUGGAGAAAGAAAUCCGCGAUAAGAAGGAGUCGCUUAAACGUCAAUUGAACGAAUUAUACAUGGAGAACAUGAAAGUUCAGCUGGGUCCUUUGGGUUCAGAUCGAGCUUACCGAAGGUUCUGGAUUUUCCCCUCGAUACCUGGUAUAUUUGUCGAAGACGACGAACAAAUGUUACCUCCGUGUUUACCUCGAGGUACACCGUCCCCAAAUCCCGCCCUGAUGAAAGAAAAAGAUACCAUCUCGUACGUGAAAAAACUAUUCCAAAAAGAGUAUAAUAAAGAAAAUCUGGGCGUUAUAUCCGCCAGCAGUCCGAAGAAGACUAACGGAAUUCGAUACAGUUGCAUCCUCAACGACGCAUUCACCUCGAAAGACGAACCAGCCAGUAAAUUGCCGCUGACUUGUUGGGGCGAUAAUGAAAAUUGCCCCGUGCACAGCACUCAAGUAGCGCGUACUCGAUGGUCGUAUUAUCGAACUGAAAACGACCUCGAACAAUUAUUAAAUUCUUUGAAUACUCGCGGUAAACGUGAAUCCAAGCUCAAAGCAAUGCUUACCCAGUAUAAAGACAUGUUGGUUCAGAAUCUAUCCCGACCUUUCGCCAGCCUCAACAAAUCACUCAAAUUGGAAGAUUCAGCUGUCGCCGAAUUCCGUAAAUCUCAACGCGGUAAUCCGAUUUACGAUAAUACGAUGUUAGAUUUCCCGCAAGACUCUCAAGUCGAAGAAGUUUUGGAGAAAUUCUUGAGAAACAUCAUUAUCGAUAUCGAAGAGAAAAGCAACGCAGGCGGAUUAGGAUGUUUGAGAGUAAUCGAUAGAAGUAAAUGGAUCGAAGCGAUAUCGAAGAACGGAUACGAGAAGUCGUGUUACGAAUUAAUAUACGGUCCAGUGACCAAGGUUGAAACUAUUAACGAGAACGAAGAUAUUGGCGGUAUUAGAAUCGAAAUUCCCAGACUCCCGAUCAAAGAGAAAAAGUAUUCAAAUAUUGGACAUUUCGAUAUCAUGAACGAGUAUGUCAAAGAAGUAAACCCUACAAUAAAAGACCUCUCUGGCGCUAUCUUACAACUUGGCCAAUCGAUAGAGUUACAUUACAUGAAACCUCCUCUAGGAUACUUUGCAACCAGUUCCGAAAAAACCAAAAGCAUAGAAAAUUUAGAAGUCAUGGAUAUACAAAAAAGAUGGGAAGUUUCGUUAAUGUCGUCAACGAGUUACGCGCAGUUGUUCCUUCAUUUAUGUACAUUAGAUAACAGUAUUGCGUGGAAUAAAUCCGCCCUUAAUGCAAAUUGUCGUCUUUGUCGGCGCCGAGGGGAUCCUGAGAAUAUGCUUCUUUGUGAUAUUUGUAAUAAAGGACAUCAUAUGUAUUGCUUGAAACCUAAACUUACUAAAGUUCCAAAAGGUAAUUGGUAUUGUCAUUAUUGCAAACCUCCUCAAAAAGAGCCAAAAGCCAAGAAGAAACACGUGUAUUAUGCCGGAGAAUCAGACGACGAAUUUUCCGAUAAAAGAAGUCCCCUUGUGGCAGAAAAAAUGGAAGUAUCAAGUAAAGGCAAAUGUAAAACAUGCGGCGACAAAGGCAUGACAAUUGGUUGCUCCAAGUGCUUGAAAAGAUACCACUUGGCUUGCUUAGUUCCACCUCUACGUAAACCGCCAACGGUGACGUGGUCCUGCAAUUCGUGUCGACAUAUAUCCGCUAGAAGAGACGAAAAUAUAAAUUGUACUGAAUCGGAGCCGUCGAGCGGCGAGCCUCUAAGGGCGAGCAGGCGGAAAACAUCGAAAGCGGCUAAUGAAAAAAUAUAUCGAUUUGUCAAACAGCUUCGAAGGCCGAAUUCUUCGGACGAUGAUGACGAAGCUGCGAUGGGUGUAGAAACGGUAGUUGUUAAUGGACGCCGUCGCAGGACGAGAAAUUCGGCCGAAUUUAAUUACUCGAAUCAGCUUCCUUUGGAUAACGCCUCGUUACAAGAAUUACUCAAUAAGGUUAUGCAUCACGAAGCUGCAUGGCCGUUCCUCAGACCUGUAUCACGUUACGAGGCUGCCGACUAUUUUGAAAUAGUCAAGAGACCUAUGGAUUUCGCAACGAUCAAACAUAAAUUAAACAUGCUACAAUAUCACACCAAUAGUCAAGUUAUCAGCGACUCGAUGUUAGUAUUUAGUAAUUGCUUUUUGUACAACAAAGAAACAUCGGAUGUAUAUCAAGCCGGAGUUCGACUAAUGACGUAUUUGAAGAAACUCUGCAAAGAGAUGAAUUUCCGUAAAGAGAUGAAAGAAGCGGAAAUUCAAGUCAAACGUCUAGGACCCGAAGAUCCAGAUGACGACGAUAGUAACUCCGAUCAAGAUGCUAGUGGCUUGGAAGAUGAAGUGGAAGAAGAAGAAGUAAUAGUUACGUUAGAAGAAGCCGAACAAGAAGAAAGGGACGAUAUCGAUAAUAGUUCCGAUAGCGACGGCGAAGAGUACAACCCGAAGAAGAAAAUCCGUUUGGAUAAAUAAAAGCAUUGAACUGAGAAUACUUUUUCGUCGCGUUUGGUUCCUUUCCUCUUUUGUUCAGGUUUGCAUUUUGUGAGAAAUUUUGUUAUCGAGUACUUGAUUAUUAAUAAAAUACUGCGAGAACGUGUGUGAAUUAUGUAAGUCAUGUAUAUUCCCAAUUUCCCCGUGUUUAUAUUUAAUUUUUUAUUAUAAUUUAUUAUACUAGAUCAUUGACUGUAUUUUAAUUUGAUAAAUUAUAUUCACAUUUUACGUGUAA
This is a messenger RNA of Planococcus citri (citrus mealybug), 5116 nucleotides long. Its product is annotated as bromodomain adjacent to zinc finger domain protein 1A-like. Gene Ontology annotation, cellular component: nuclear chromosome; CHRAC. The coding region runs from base 343 to 4863 and encodes 1506 amino acids. The record is from RefSeq and is a predicted model, not a curated record. The transcript has 16 exons. Lineage: Eukaryota; Metazoa; Arthropoda; Insecta; Hemiptera; Pseudococcidae. Gene Ontology annotation, biological process: regulation of DNA-templated transcription; regulation of heterochromatin formation; chromatin remodeling. Gene Ontology annotation, molecular function: DNA binding; protein binding.